Cryptomeria japonica (Japanese cedar) is the source of this 1049-nucleotide messenger RNA. RefSeq lists its product as uncharacterized. Gene Ontology annotation, biological process: regulation of DNA-templated transcription. The transcript is spliced from 2 exons. The coding region runs from base 177 to 968 and encodes 263 amino acids. The record is from RefSeq and is a predicted model, not a curated record. Lineage: Eukaryota; Viridiplantae; Streptophyta; Pinopsida; Cupressales; Cupressaceae. Gene Ontology annotation, molecular function: DNA binding.
ACAAUGUGGGUAAAAUUAUACAUAACAGAAUUUGAGAAAUUUUGUAUUGAAGACAAUCUCUGCAGGAUCAUAUAACAAGCACCAAUUGAAGGGUUUUAUCUCAGGGAGAAGAAACAGACCCAGUUCAAGCUCAAAUAAAUAUCUGAAACUGGGUUGCUGCAUUGUAAGAAAGAUAAAUGGAUAUUAGGGUUUCUGGAGGGCAACAAGGAGAAUUGGGUCGUGCUGAUUUCCUUAGAUACAUCAGAAAACUUCCACGCCCAUUUGCAGAGCUUCAUGCAGAUCAACAGGUUAUGAUUUCAACCAUCUGUCAAAAGUAUAAGCCAUCUUGCCCAAGAGCAGAAGCUAGUGAAGGUGAUCAUGCUACUGUAUUCAGAUACAUUAACAAUAAGCAUACAUCCACAACUCUCCAGCCAAGGUAUCACUGCCAUACCUGCAAGAAGUCCUUCACUCUUAUGGGACAUACCAAUGAAAAGAGAAUAGAUAAGACACCUCCCCCUCUAGAUGGGGAAAAAGAAGAUGAAAAGAGAAUAGAUAAGACACCUCCUCCUCUAGAUGGGGAAAAAGAAGGAGGAAAGAGAAUAAGUGAGACACCUCCUCCUCUAGAUGGGGAAAAAGAAGAUGAAAAGAGAAUAGAUGAGACACCUCCUCCUCUAGAUGGGGAAAAAGAAGAUGAAAAGAGAAUAGAUGAGACACCUCCUCUUCUAGAUGGGGAAAAAGAGGAUAAAAAGAGAAUAGAUGAGACACCUCCUCCUCUAGAUGGAGAAAAAGAAGAGGAAAAGAGAAUAAAUGAGACGCCUCCUCUUCUAGAUUGGGAAAAAGAUGAGUGUGAAAAUGAUGCCUUUUUUUCAAAAUCUGACAGAAUGUAUCUUGAUAAUAUGGAAGUAGAAGAUACUCCUAUUACCCAUUGUCUUGAUGGCUUGGAGAUCCCAAACGAAGAUGUUCUUUUUGGAGGAUACCAAAUGGAUUAAAGCUUUGGAUUAAUGUAGUAGUAAGGUUGAUCAGAUUCAGUUAUCAAAUAAAUGAAAUUUUCCUCUUGCAGAUUGCAUAUA